CUGAUGACGUGCCUCCAAUGACAAGCCUCUAGACUGCAACCUUAAACAGAAUCGCAUAUUCAUUAUUUAAUCAUUGCUUAUAUUAUAUACGGAUAGGAAUUGACGUGUCACAGAAAAUUCAUUUGAGAAGAAAAAUGGCAUCGGGAAGCACAACCCAGGACCCAUUGGGUGGGUAAAGAAGACAGAGCAUGAGCCCCUGGCAUCCAGUGGCUGAGGUACAUCUUUCUGGCCAGGACCUCAGUGAGUGUCAGGGAUGUUCUGGUGAUCACAGUGGUGAAAGAAUCCAAGAAAUGGUAAAAGAGGAAAGUGUUUCCGAGCUGAAGGUUGUUCUGCUGGGAUUGAAACAGGCUGGGAAAAGUUCGGCAAUAAACACCCUCCUUGGUGGAGAGGGGGUGGAAUCAGAGAGAGAAAUUGUGGGUGAGAAGAGGCAGGGCAAAAUUAGAGGGAAGCUGGUAACUCUGAUCGACACACCAGGAUGGGAGUGGGAUUCGGAAAAGGUCAAUUCAGAGAUUAAGGAGGAGAUUAUGCGCAGUGUAUCACUCUGCUCCCCAGGACCACAUGCCUUUCUACUGGUAAUUCCUGUUGUCUCAUUCAAAGACUCACACAGGAAGGCAGUGGAGGAACACAUGCAUCUUCUCAGUGAAAGAGUCUGGACACACACAAUAGUUUUAUUUACCUAUGGGGACAAAUUGAGGGACUUAAGCAUCGAACAGCAUAUUAUGAAAGAAGGGGAGGGACUCCAGGGGCUUGUUGCAAAAUGUGGGAACAGGUAUCAUGUUCUCAAUAAUAAGAACAUCAGUGAUCAUGCUCAGGUCACAGUUCUUCUACAGAAAAUAGAGGAGAUGGUAGCAGAAAAGGAAGGAGAAGCUUUUAUAAGUGAAGAGGUCCUUCAAGAGGUAGAAAGAAGACUGCAACAACAGAAGGAGAUGCUGGAACAAAGAAAGGAUGAGAUGGAAGAGGAAAUAAAACUGAGAUAUGAAGAAAAACAGAAAGCCAUAGAAGAAGAGCUGAGACAUAGAUAUGAGGAUGAAUUACGAAAGAGAGAAGAGGAGAUGAAAAGGAAGUUACAGGAAGAACGUGAUAGGAAAGAACAUGAAUUAAAGGAAAAGAAUCUGAUGGAAAAGGAACUUGAAAAAAAAGUUGAGACAUCCAGACAUUCUAUCAAGAGAAGGAACAGCAUGGACAAUAUUCCCCCUAAAAUGAGUGGAGAUGCAGAUCCAGGGAAAAGCACAGAGGAAACCCCAGUCCGUUAUGAAUCUGAAGAUAAGUGAAGUGGGAUAGAUCAAGAAAAGAACAUGGAAUCUAUUAAUGAUCUUGCUGAGUUAUAGAGGGUCUGAGACACACUGAUCAAAGGAAUCAUCUACUUUACCUUGGAUAAUUAAGUUUGUAACUCUGUAAGAGUCAUCAACUGUCCAGAGAAGACUGUUGAAGGAGAGAAUCAUAAAAGACAGAGAAGGAGAGAAGAUGAACACAGAAAUGGGACAAGAGAGAUGGCAAGUCCUUGUCCAGAUUAAUGUUAGGGAACAGAGUGUUUGAACUUUCUGUUGUUUAUAGGAAAGUCUGCUUUCCUGUACAGAGAAUCUCUGAGUAAAAAUGGUCUCUCCUGGUUCCUGGAUGCAUUUUCCACACUAGAAAGAUAGGUUCUCUUUCACUUUGUAGUAUUCAGAUUUAAGAUCUAAGUAAAGAAUACCUCAGAUAAAAAACGACCUUUCCUCUUGGAAAGCUAACCCUAACAGACCAACUCACCCAUCAAUAUUUCUUUCCAACGUCCGUUCUCUGGAGAACAAGCUGGACUACCUAAGAUUGCAACAGGCUGCUCAGCAAGAGAUGAAGGAAUGCUGCGUCUUUAUUUUUACCGAAAAAUGGUAAAAGGACAAUAUAUUGGAUACAGCCAUUCAGCUAGAUGGACUGACUUCCUUCCGCUUGGACAGGAAAGUUUCAGAGACUUGUAAGUCUCUCUGAGGUGGUUUGUGUGUUUAUACAAACAAUAAAUGGUGCAGAAAUGCUGCAGUAGUCUCUAGUUACUGCUCACUGCUAGUGGAAUUUAUUAUGGUUAAGUGUCAGCCCUACUAUUUACCAACGAAAUUUACUAUGGUUAUUUUUUUGGCUGUGUACAUCCUGCCCAGCGCAGGAAAAGAGGUGCUAUGAGUCCUUUACGUGGCAAUCAGCCAUCUGCAAACUGCUCAUCCUGACGUCUUUGUCAUUGUUGCCGGCUCCUUCAAUCACACAGAUCUUAAGUCAGUUCUCUAUAAAUUUUAUCAGUGUUAACUUUUCAACACCAGACUUAGUUUAUAUAAACAUCAGUGACGCAUACAAGGCUGUUCCCCACCCCCACCUGGGCUACUCUGACCACAUCUCUGUUAUGAUAAUCCCAGCAUACAGACCGCUGCUCAAUCGUGCCAAACCAGUUGUGAAACAAAUCAGAGUAGCCAAAGUUAAUCCACGUAAGGCUGCUUGACCCGAUAAUAUACCUGGUCGUGUGCUCAAGGAAUGUGCAGUACAGCUAGCCAACGUCCUCACCGAUAUUUUUGAUAUCUCCUUGUGCCAGUCGGUCAUUCCCAUAUGCUUCAAUUCCACCACCAUUAUGCCAGUGCCAAAGAAGUCAGCCGUGUCCUGCCUCAAUGACUAUCGCCCCAUGGCACUCACUCCAAUUAUCAUGAAGUGCUUCGAGAGGCUAGUCAUGAGCCACAUCAAGUCCAGAUUCCCUACCCCUUUGGACCCCUUUCAGUUUGCAUAUCGGUAAUAACAUCUCCAGCACCCUCACAAUGAGCACCAGAAUCCCCCAGGGCUGUGUGCUCAGUCCACUGCUGUUCACAUUGAUGACUCAUGACUGAACUGCCAAGCACAGUUCAAACUGCAUCAUCAAGUUUGCUGAUGACAUGACAGUGGUGGCCCUCAUUAGCAACAACGAUGAGUCAUCAUACAGAGAGGAGGUGGAGCAACUAGUGGACUGGUGCACAAACAACAACCUGUCUCUUAAUGUAAACAAAACAAAAGAGAUAAUCAUUGACUUCAGGAGGGCCCACACUGAUCAAUCUCCACUGUACAUCAACUGUACAUAACUGUGGAGACAGUUAGAAGCACCAAGUUUCUUGGUGUACACAUUAUAGAUGACCUCACUUGGUUCCUCAAUACCACCUCCCUAGCCAAGAAAGUACAGCAGCGUCUCUAUUUCCUGCAGCGAUUGAGGAGGGCAAACCUUCCCCUGCCCAUUCUUACUACUUUCUACAGAAGCACCAUUGAGAGCACCUUGCCCAGCUGGAUCACUGUUUGGUUUAGGAAUUGCAGUGCUUCAGACUGCAAGACCGUGCAACGAAUUGUGGAAACAGCUGAAAAGAUCAUUGGAGCCUCCAUCCCUUCCAUUUCUGUCACCUAUCACAAACACUGCUUACACAGGGCCUCCAGUAUAGAAGACGACCUCUCCCACAAACUCUUUGCCCUCCUACCAUCUGGGAAAAGAUAUCACAGUGUACGGGCUAGCCCAGCUCGACUCUGUAACAGCUUCUUCCCACUGGCUGUCAGGCUUCUCAACACCCUGGAAUCUACUUGCUCUCACCCCAAUUCCAGAAACAGGGUUUAAAUGCCCCCAGGGUUUUGUGUAUAUUGUAUUAUUUCACUAGUAAUUUGCAUUAUCUGCUCUAUGUGUAUCCUGUCUAUGAUGUCUAUGUCAGUGUCCUGUCUGUAUUUGCACCAUGGAGGAGGAGGA
Messenger RNA from Lepisosteus oculatus (spotted gar), 3706 nucleotides. Its product is annotated as GTPase IMAP family member 4-like. The record is from RefSeq and is a predicted model, not a curated record. NCBI's taxonomy places the organism in Eukaryota, Metazoa, Chordata, Actinopteri, Semionotiformes, Lepisosteidae. Gene Ontology annotation, molecular function: GTP binding.